UGCAACAGAGAAAGAAAGAAGACCUAACAAUAACCAUAACCAUAAGGUAACCAAAUCCUUUUUCCUUAACCUUCACGCUUCCGUUUAAGCUUCUCUUCUUCACCUUCUAUGCAUUGAAAUUUCCAUAUUCGUAUAACACUUCUGCUUCUGGUUUUGCCUCUGCCUCUGCCUUUGCCUUUGCUCUGAAACUUGAUUUCGCUUUCCCAUUGACUAUCCUUCUUCACUUAUUAUAGAGUGUUUCUUUUCUUCUCUUCUCCAAAACAACACAGGGAUUAAGGAGAAACUUAGCUUCUUUCUUUUAUCUUUUUUCAUUGCUUUUGACUUUCUUUGAUCACCCUUUUCUGGCGUUCUUGGGAUUUUAUACAUGGGGUCUUGUAAAGAUCAAGAAGAUAAACUAACAAAGCGUGUGUUUUUUCAUGGGCCUAUUAUAGUAGGCGCAGGGCCUUCUGGUUUAGCAGUUUCUGCUUGCCUUUCUCAACAAGGUGUACCUUCUUUGAUUCUUGAGAAAAGUGACUGUAUAGCGUCUUUAUGGCAAUACAAAACCUAUGAUCGUCUUAAACUCCAUCUUCCUAAAAACUUCUGUGAGCUUCCAUUUCUUGGUUUUCCUGAACACUUCCCCAAAUAUCCAACAAAACACCAGUUCAUUGCUUACAUUGAGUCUUAUGCUGCACAUUUCUCAAUCCAACCCCGAUUCAAGCAAGCUGUGCAGCACGCUGUUUUUGACCAUUCGGCUCGUUUUUGGAGGGUGCAGACUCAGGAUUUUGAGUACAUUUCUAAAUGGCUUAUUGUUGCCACUGGUGAAAAUGCUGAGCCUGUGAUACCUGAAAUUGCUGGGAUUGACAAGUUUAAUGGCCCUGUUGUUCACACCAGUGAGUAUAAGUCUGGCUCUGAGUUUAGAAACCAGAGGGUUUUGGUUGUUGGCUGUGGUAAUUCUGGCAUGGAAGUCAGUUUAGACCUUUGUAGAUACAAUGCAAUCCCUCAUAUGGUUGUUCGAAACACUGUUCAUGUUUUGCCCAGAGAAAUGUUUGGUUUUUCAACAUUUGGAAUAGCCAUGGCACUGCUUAAGUGGUUUCCUUUAAGGCUAGUAGACAAGAUACUUCUACUGAUUGCAAACUUCACCUUGGGCAACACAGAUCAAUUGGGUCUCCGGCGUCCCAAAACAGGUCCAAUUGAACUAAAAAACAUCACCGGAAAGACGCCGGUGCUGGAUGUAGGAGCACUCUCCCAGAUAAAAUCUGGUAAAAUCAAGGUGAUGGAAGGUGUGAAGGAGAUAACAAAAAAUGUAGCCAGAUUCACGGAUGGACAAGAAAAGGAGAUUGAUUCUGUGAUUUUAGCAACUGGGUACAGAAGCAAUGUGCCUUCCUGGCUCAAGGGAAAUGACUUCUUCACCAAGGAUGGGAUGCCAAAAACACCAUUUCCAAAUGGAUGGAAGGGAGAUAAUGGGUUAUAUACAGUGGGGUUUACAAGAAGAGGGCUGCUAGGAACAACUUAUGAUGCUGGUAAAAUUGCUCAGGACAUUGCAGAGCAAUGGAGGCCAAUCACAAUCAAGGACUGUAAAAGUACCCAUGUUAUUCUACUUGGAAAAUCAUAGAAAGAAACCAAAUUUAAAGAUUAAGAAAGAAAGAUAGAAAAUUUGGGAUAUUUUCUAGGGUGUUUUCUUAGAUUGGGUAAUCAUUUGUCAUCAAGUUCUGACUGACUUUUGUUUUGCCUUCUUCACUUUGGUUCUUGUAUAUGCACCAAUUUUGCCAGGGGUUUCACG
Molecule: messenger RNA, 1759 nt
Organism: Mangifera indica (mango)
Lineage: Eukaryota; Viridiplantae; Streptophyta; Magnoliopsida; Sapindales; Anacardiaceae
Product: probable indole-3-pyruvate monooxygenase YUCCA4
Exons: 4
Coding region: 365-1591 (408 amino acids)
Biological process (GO): auxin biosynthetic process
Cellular component (GO): endoplasmic reticulum membrane
Molecular function (GO): flavin adenine dinucleotide binding; NADP binding; N,N-dimethylaniline monooxygenase activity
Source: RefSeq, a predicted model, not a curated record